CACCAGCCAGCUCGGCCACCUCCAAGUCCUUCAGAGCAUUCGACUUGUCACAGCGUUCGACCGUUCUGUCAACUCUGAAAAAUGAGCGUUACACGUCCGUUCAAAGCGACCGACCUGUUCAAGUUCAACCACAUCAACUUGGACAUAUGGACAGAGACGUAUGGUAUUAGCUUCUACCUCGGCUAUCUCUCGCGCUGGCCCGACCUCUGCACCGUGCAAGAGUCGCCGAACGGAAAGAUGAUGGGCUACGUUCUCGGCAAAGCCGAAGGCAGUGGCGCAGACUGGCACGGGCACGUCACCGCGCUCACCGUCGCGCCAUCCUACCGCCGGCUCGGCCUCGCCCGUAAAAUGAUCGAGCACCUCGAGCGCAUAUCCGACGAGGCUUAUCGUGCCUUUUUCGUCGACCUCUACGUUCGCUGCACCAACGGCACUGCCAUACAGAUGUAUGAGGGCAUGGGCUACAGUGUGUACAGACGAGUGAGAGAGUACUACGGGAGCUUGGGCUUGGGUAGGAACUCGAAGGAUGAGGAGGACGCGUUUGACAUGCGAAAACCGCUCUCACGAGACCCCAUGCGCCGCUCCGUGCGCUCCAACGGACGCGAGAUUGUCGUCAGCGCACAUGAUGUAUCAUAGUCUCUACCAUGUCAGCCUCUUCUCUCCUAUCCACACACAUCUACACCGGAUCUCUAUACGGCAAAAGCCUUCGACAC
Laetiporus sulphureus 93-53 is the source of this 710-nucleotide messenger RNA. Its product is annotated as N-acetyltransferase. NCBI's taxonomy places the organism in Eukaryota, Fungi, Basidiomycota, Agaricomycetes, Polyporales, Laetiporaceae. Gene Ontology annotation, cellular component: NatB complex. Gene Ontology annotation, biological process: N-terminal peptidyl-methionine acetylation. The record is from RefSeq and is a predicted model, not a curated record. Bases 82 to 633 code for a protein of 183 amino acids. Gene Ontology annotation, molecular function: protein-N-terminal amino-acid acetyltransferase activity. The transcript is spliced from 5 exons.